This is a messenger RNA of Striga hermonthica, 867 nucleotides long. Lineage: Eukaryota; Viridiplantae; Streptophyta; Magnoliopsida; Lamiales; Orobanchaceae. The record is from the annotation of a GenBank genome assembly.
AUGAUCAAUAUUUGGUCCACCGGUUGGGACCCCAGUGUGUGGCCCAAUGCAGAUGCCUUCUGGCCCGAGCUGUUUUUGGGUGACUCUGAAGUCGACUUUAGAGGUAAUGAUUUCGGGCUGAUACCGUUUGGGGCUGAGGAUGUGUCCUGGUUUGCCCCUUGCACAUCGAAUGUUGCACCUCAUGAUAGCCGCGUUGGUGGGGGGUUUCGGGUGGCGGCUCGGGGGAGGGGUCGAGCCGGGAGAUUUGUUAACAAAGUGUCAUGCAUAACUAUAUAUCAUCUUAUAAAAAACACAAAUAAACAACAACCGGCUUUUUUCCAGAUAGGGAGUCCUCUAUACUCUGCAAAGUCCGUGAGAUUUCGAUUAGGUAAUCUGAAACCCUUAAGCGAUAUUGGAGGAAGACAGCUCAAAAAUCUUGAAAAUCUGGACAAACCUGCUGACGACAUGUUUGAAUGGACCUACACUUCACCUGAGUUUCCCAUGAAUCAGACGAAUGUCCUGCAAAAAUUUGAGCUACCAGAACCCAUCCUUUGCAUCGAGGGAUAUUUACAGAUUGAGCUACUGGGCAGAGUUCAGACACAAGAAAUGGAUGGAUUAUACUAUUUGUGCGUGUGUUACGUUCGAGCCCUAGGCCGGUCCCUUUCUCCUGCAUUCAACAUGGAUGUUCUCGAGCCAUACGGGUUCAAGAAGCUUGUACUGAGGUACGACCCGGAAUAUCUGGUCCCUCUUCUAGAAUGUUCCUCGAGAGAGGAUUUGAUCCGUUUGGGACAAGUGGAAGAUGACAGUAGAAUGUUCGAACGCUUGGGUUUGCUUCAGAAUGUGCUGCUCGGGUUCCGUGGUGGCGAGAUUGACGAUGAGGAUGACUGA